AUGAAUCGUCAACAGUUCGAUAUCAAUGGGGGAAAUAUCCAGGCUCAAGGAAAGUUUGAAAAUUCCAUCUUCUAUCAGUAUAUCGGAGACCAAGACAGACAAAGUAGAGAUCGCUGCCUCGACUACUUUGCAGUGACUGACCCGCGUGAUGUCAAGAUGGCCAUCCACCAGACGAGAGGAGCCGCACUCAAGCAAUCCUACAACUGGAUCCUCCACCAUCCUCAGUUCCAGCAUUGGCGCAACAACAAUGACAGCCAGGUCCUUUGGAUUAAGGGCGAUGCUGGUAAAGGCAAGACGAUGCUACUCUGUGGUAUCAUCAAUGAGCUUGGCCCGACCACGAAACUGGAAGAUCCCUCAGCGAAGAUAUUCUUGUCUUUUUUCUUCUGUCAAGCCACAGAUCCUAAGCUCCGUAACGCUCAGGCUGUCCUGCGCGGUUUGAUCCAUAUGCUCGUGGUCGCGCAGCCGUCAUUUCUCUCCCUUGUACGGCAGAAGUUCAAAGAAAAUGGAGAGCCGCAAUUCGGGGACGCGGAAGCAUGGGCUGCACUCUGCGUUAUGUUCUUGAAUAUCUUACGUGACGCUAGCUCAGAGCAGAUCUACAUCGUGGUUGAUGCGCUUGAUGAAUGCGUGCAGGACCAAGACAAGCUCGUACAGUUUAUUCUCCACGAGACGAAGGAGCUCUCGCACGUCAAAUGGAUUAUUUCCAGCCGGAAUCAUGUUGAGCAGCGUACAAGGCUCGACGAUUCGCAGUCAAUACUAUGCCUGGAACUACAGGAAAAUGCUGAAUCCGUGUCUGUGGCUAUCGGAGCUUACAUUUCUAAUCGGAUAGCAGAGCUUCAAUCUCUACAGGAUGAUGAUACCUUGCUAGAAUAUGUGCAGCAGACCCUCCAGAAGAAAGCCGAAGGAACCUUUCUCUGGGUGGCUCUUGUCGUCCAGGAACUCGAGGGAGUCGACAGCUGGGAUGUGGAGCAGGUGGUCAACGAUGUACCAAAAGGGUUGGAUGACCUGUAUGCGCGAAUGAUCGACCAUAUCAACAAGCUUAUAGGACAAGGCAGAGAGCACUGUCUAAAGGUCCUAGCAGCGACGGCACUGGCCUAUCGGUCGCUUCAGCUGCUGGAAUUGGGGGUGGUGUCUGGACUCCCAGACAAGAUUGCCCAAUUUGCCAAGAAUAUAGAGAAAAUUGUCAAGAGAUGCGGCUCCUUCCUCACAGUUCGCGACUCAACAAUAGACUUUGUCCACCAGUAUGCCAAGGAAUUUUUGAUCAAACAUGCUGGCCCGAGCAUAUUCCCCUUUGGCUUCCCGGCUGCUCACCGCCGUAUGCUCACGCAAUCCCUACAGGCCAUGCAUAAGACAUUAGGACGCGAUGUCUAUAGCCUGCGUGCCCUUGGUACUCCCAUCGGCCAGGCCAGGCCGCCUACGCCAGAUCCUCUUGCGGCUGUGGGUUACUCAUGUAUUUAUUGGGUAGACCAUCUGGAAGGGAUUUUCAAGGCAGAAGCUUUGGCAUCUGCAUUGAAUGAGAACAUCGAGGAUUACAGCGCGGUGGAUAAAUUUCUCCGAGAUAAAUAUCUCCACUGGCUUGAGGCGUUGAGCCUUCUUCGAGGGAUGACAGAGGGAAUACUAGCCACCCAGAAGCUCGAGUUCCUUAUAAGGGAGCGAUCCGGAGCAACCGGACUGCAGGAGCUCGUCCAGGAUGCAUACCGAUUUAUACGCUACCAUCGAGGCACAAUCGAGGACACCCCUCUCCAGGCGUACGGAUCGGCGCUGGUACUCAGCCCACAGCGGAGUGUGAUCAAGCAGGAAUUCCAGCACGAGCGGUCCAAGAAUAUUGCGAUGGCUCCGCCAAUGGGCGAUGACUGGGAUGCGCAUACUGGCGCCUGCCUGCAGACGCUGGAGGGCCAUGAUGACAUGGUCAACUCAGUGGUAUUCUCCCACGACAGCCGCCGCAUCGCGUCCGGGUCGAGGGACAAGACGAUCAAGAUCUGGGAUGCGCAGACCGGCGCCUGCCUGCAGACGCUGGAGGGCCAUGAUGACAUGGUCAACUCAGUGGUAUUCUCCCACGACAGCAGCCGCAUCGCGUCCGGGUCGUGGAAGAAGAUCAAGAUCUGGGAUGCGCAGACCGGCGCCUGCCUGCAGACGCUGGAGGGCCAUGAUGAAUGGGUCACCUCAGUGGUAUUCUCCCACGACAGCAGCCGCAUCGCGUCCGGGUCGUACGACAGCACGAUCAAGAUCUGGGAUGCGCAGACCGGCGCCUGCCUGCGGACGCUGGAGGGCCAUAAUAGAAGAGUUAAUCUUUCCUUCGAUGUUACUGGCUCUUAUCUUCAUACUGACUCAGGACUUGUCCCCCUUCGUCGCUCACCAAUACCUACCCCUAAUACUUCAACAGAUGUUGCUACUUCGGCAUCCCAAUCGCUAUCGGCCACUCAAGAGCUGCAACCCCUUUCGUAUCAAGGCUACGGAAUCAGCUCUGAUAGGCUUUGGAUUACACGGCGUUCACAGAACUGGCUGUGGCUGCCCCCCACAUAUCGCCCAACCUGUUCGGCUGUAGGUCAAACUGGGUUAGCCUUGGUGCUUGGCUGCCGAUCUGGACGUAUCCUGAUCUUUGGAUUCACACCUGGGGAUUCCACCUGA
Aspergillus melleus is the source of this 2625-nucleotide messenger RNA. RefSeq lists its product as uncharacterized. The record is from RefSeq and is a predicted model, not a curated record. The coding region runs from base 1 to 2625 and encodes 874 amino acids. Gene Ontology annotation, molecular function: protein binding. Lineage: Eukaryota; Fungi; Ascomycota; Eurotiomycetes; Eurotiales; Aspergillaceae. The transcript is spliced from 4 exons.